GAACGUUGAACGUCGAACGUUAUCAUGCGCGGACUUGAUAGAGCAUAUUCAAACCACAAUGAUGAAAGAUUGGCACCAGCUGAAGCUGUUGAGCCUAGUACACCAACUACAGGCAUUUUGAACAAAUGGGCGUUGAUUAAGAACGCAUACAGGGAAGAACUUGCCGAGUUUUUAUCAACCUUUGUUCUUAUUGUUAUUGGUGCAGGCGUUAAUUGUCAAUACACACUCCAGGGUUCUGGCGUAGCACUCAGUGUACCACUGACGUGGGCAUUCGGUGUCGCUGGUGCAGUAUGGAUAGCUGGUGGUAUAUCUGGUGGACAUUUGAACCCUGUCGUCACUAUCAGUUUAGCAAUUUUCAGAGGAUUCCCAUGGAGAAAAGUACCUAGCUACACUAUAUCACAAGUAUUAGGGUGUUUCGCAGGCGCUUGCGUCGCGUACGCUAAUUAUCACUACUCUAUUGACCAAUUCGAGGAUGGUCUGCGUACUAUACACGGUCCUACAGCAACUGGCGGAUUGUUUUUCACUAUGCCACAGCCUUAUUUGCCAGCAUUGAACUGUUUCUUUGAUGAAUUCCUUGGUACCGCAAUUCUCGUUGGCUUGGUAUUCGCCUUGUCAGACAAAUCAAACCUCUCGCCUCCACACGGAACAAUGCCAUUUGCAUUAUUCUUGACUAUAUUUGGUUUGGGUGCUGCACUCGGUGGUAACACCGCAGGUGGUUUCAACCCAGCUAGAGAUUUCGGUCCACGUCUUAUGGCCUGGUUUAUGGGAUAUGGAAAUGAAGUUUGGUCAUUCUUCGGUCAAUACUGGUUCUGGUGUGGCUGGUUAGCACCAAUAAGUGGUGGUAUUGCCGGUGCUUUUGUUUAUGAUGCUUUCAUCUAUUCAGGUGCAGACUCUCCAGUUAACACGAAAAAGACUCACGUCUAUGAGUCAGGUGUAAUUGCCUAACUUACUUUAGCGCUCAAGUAGAGCGCUCAUGCCUUCUGAUUAUUUACGGAUUACUGUUUUCUCGCUUAUGCCUUCUUACGCUUCAUUUGAUUACCAAAUUACGUAAUUUUUAAUGAAUUUUGCAUAUAUAUAUAU
Molecule: messenger RNA, 1080 nt
Organism: Wallemia mellicola CBS 633.66
Lineage: Eukaryota; Fungi; Basidiomycota; Wallemiomycetes; Wallemiales; Wallemiaceae
Product: aquaporin
Exons: 4
Coding region: 25-945 (306 amino acids)
Biological process (GO): glycerol transmembrane transport; water transport
Cellular component (GO): plasma membrane
Molecular function (GO): water channel activity; glycerol channel activity
Source: RefSeq, a predicted model, not a curated record